This is a messenger RNA of Amyelois transitella, 4954 nucleotides long. RefSeq lists its product as uncharacterized. NCBI's taxonomy places the organism in Eukaryota, Metazoa, Arthropoda, Insecta, Lepidoptera, Pyralidae. Gene Ontology annotation, molecular function: SNARE binding. The transcript is spliced from 10 exons. Gene Ontology annotation, cellular component: endosome; lytic vacuole. Bases 227 to 3031 code for a protein of 934 amino acids. The record is from RefSeq and is a predicted model, not a curated record. Gene Ontology annotation, biological process: SNARE complex assembly.
GUGACAUUGACAGACUUCUUGCAUUGUUGAGAAAUAUUCAAGUAAAGUAAAUUUGUUGAAUAUUUUUAUAGCUUUGCAUAGUUUACUUGUUAUUAUAAUCAAAUUACCAUGUGAUUUUAAAUGCCGCGUAUUUGUAUUACUGUCACACACAGCCAGUAAAAUUGGAAGAAACCUGAGUUCGUUUAUCCUUAUGUCUGUAUUGUGAUCUUUGUUAGUGCAAAUUAUUAUGUUUGGGAGACCCCGAUGUCGAGAGUGGACGCCCCUGGCGACUCAGCAACUUCGUCUGAGAAGCCUUGUACAGAUUGUGGGCUACAAUAUACGACCCCCAGAAUGGUGUCACACUCAGUGCAGCUUCUACCUGACUCUGCACCACACCACCAUGUCGGCUCCGUUCUACACUAGUGAAAGAAUAUCUUCUCCUCACCCAAAAUGGAAAGAAAUUGAUUCAGAAUUAACCCAACGCAUGUCAUCAACGAACGUUGUCAUCAGGAUAUGGUGUCACACGCCACACGUCUCUCAGGAGGACGGUGAGAAAUGUCACGACACGGUCAUACAAACGUGGGGCGUGUAUUUCACGGGGCUGCGGUACAUAGGGGCCAACCUAGCUUUAAAUUUCACCUCAGACUGUUUCAAAAGUAAUACACUUGUAUUCCAAAUGCACGGAGGCUACUUUUGUUCCUACAAGAGUUUGAAAUUAGAUAUAAUCCCGCCGGAGAACGAAUUAGAACACGGAUCUCUGUCGUCCAGCUCUUCGGGGAAAACGAAUCUUUCGAAGAUAACACUAGAACCUAAAUUUAUACAGUAUAACAAAGUUAGAGAAGCGAGAUCGAUAUCGCCUAGUAAGUACUCUAGAAGAAUCGAUAAAGAGUAUUCGAAAAGCAAUAGUCCAGUAGAAAGAGGUUUGAAACAAAAUUUCGCUACUCUUAAAUCUUCAACUAGUCUAAACAUAGCUCAGAAGAAAGAAGAUAAGAAUGAUCCAAAUUACAUAUACGAGCAUUCGCCUGAUAGUUUAGAUGUCAAAGAAUUGCCUACGGGUACUCUGAAUUGCUUCGGUUUUUCCAAGACAUCGUCGAAUGAGGAUUUAGCCGAUAACAAUAUAGAUAUGAGCGAGACAGCUGAAAAUUAUGAUUUAAGGAACGAAUCGGAAGUACCUAAGUAUAGGUAUAUAUCGUUGAGUUUUUUGAAAUCAGAAAUAAGGCCCAGUUAUAAUGCUAGUAAGUUGCAGAAGCUACAUUUGUUACAAUAUUCGAUUAAGAAAAAACAGGAGGCGGUGCAAGAAAUUAAAGAGAGGAUUUAUACAAAAUCUGCUUUAGCCAAUGAAACGCCAAGAAAUGAAGAGAUUGAUUUCAAAUCGAGGGCGAAAAGUAAAUCGCAUAAGAGUUUGUUCUCUACGGAAGAUGGUGAUAGUGAUAAGAAUAAAACGGCGUCACAAAGUGAUUUGAGUAUGAAGAACGGUAAAAUUAAGGGGGAUAGGCCUAUCGUCUCUAAUGGACCUCGGCUUACGUUGAAACUGAAUGAUCUCCUGUCUUUUAAGUCAAAACCAUCCCCGUUUGAAAGGUCCGAAUACGUUAGACUUACAAAACAAAUAGAAAUACUACGCUUCAAGCGUAUAAUACUAGCGGACGAGAGAGACAGCAAGCUGGUUAAUAUAAGGAGACUGAAAGAGAGGCACGGUAAACUGUUGGAAGAGAAUCAGGAUGUUGGCGUAGAACUAAUGGAAAACUACCACAGCCUAUCACGCAGUACUGAGACUGUAAAAGAAGCGAAGACCUCGUGCGCGGCGAUGCGGGAAUUAGCUGCUAGAUCCUACGCCGCGUUACUAACCCGUAGGCAGGAGUUAUUGAGUCAAUUGCACCAGAUAUUUUAUAUUGAACAGAAAGAGCCGUCAAUAUGGACGAUAUGCGACGUUCGCCUGCCAGUUUGCGGUGACGAAUCCCCGCGAACUUCCAACGUCAGCGAUUCCGUAUCAGCCGGCUUAGCAGCUCAGGCCACAGUUCUAGCGGCGGCUGUGUUGAAUCAGCCUUUGAGAUAUAAAAUCACUUUGUUAGGAUCCGCCACCAAGAUAUUGGACAUCACCCCGGAUUUGCCUGACCCCAACAUCCCGCUAUAUGCAAGAGGAGGGGAUACUACGUUAUUCCAUUACGCAAUGUUUCUUCUCAACAAAUGUAUAGCUCAGUUGUUGUGGGGCCGGGGAAUACCCAUAUCCGACAUGAGACCGACACUUGCCAAUCUGCAGAAGCUGUUGACCGCACCUUGUAAUGUGGCGGACACACAAAAGUUGUUUGGCACGUACAAAUGGCUUGAAGACAACCAAUGCCCUAGGACGCAAUCGUUGAGGAGUUUGGUUGCGCAAGAAAGAGGGAAAUUUAGACAGUUCAACAGAUUUAAGGAAUCAGUGGAUGGACACUCGCCCCACUCCGCUUUGAACUUGAAGAAGCACCGCCAUUCCAGAAGCGUCGGUAGUUAUAGAGACGAUCAGGAGCUGUCAGCCUUAGACGCCUCUACAACGUCAAUAAUGGGCAGCGAAUCAAACAUAUACGACAUGAAACUCUCCCAAGCCAGCACUUCGGACUUACAGCUUAAAACUCAUAACUCUGACUCAGAAAUACAAAGAAUACUUGACGAACAAAAAGUCAUAUUCACUUUAGGAGAAGACACAUUAGUCAAUUUGAAUUCACAAACUUUAGUACGAAUUUCUACUAAUAAUGAAGAUGUGUGUUUAGGAGAGAACGUCAAAAGAAUUUGCUCUGAAAUCGAAAGUUUUUGUACUACAGCUGAUGUUGAUACGCAAAAUGUACACGAAGGUUUCGAUGUAGCUAAACAUAUGGAAGCUGUUAAUGAAGGUAUAUCUAAUUUAAGGGAUAAGACUGAUAUGGAUAACUGCGAUACGUGUCCGGUAAAGGAUGUGUGUGAGUUGGAAUGUGCCAAAACUGUGGAAGACGUUAUUGUUAUACCUAGUGCUGAGGCGAGGAUUGAUACGGAACAAGAAAGUGUGGUAGAAGAAACCGCUGGUGGUAUUCAAAAAUUGUAAUUAGCUUCUUGAUUUAGACCUUAAGAAACGGAUAAUAAUAAAUAAAUUAUUAUAUUACUAAGGCCUUACCGAACAUAUGAAAUCUAAAGUAUAGGCCAUCAAUAUAGCUCGAUUUUUUGACAGCAGGAUCAAAGCAGCUGUCAAAGAGAUCGAGCCAUAUUUUUCAGACCUUGAUAUACACAUUUCUUGAAAUUACACAAGUAAGCACUGGACACAAAAUUAAAAUGAUUAUUUCAUGAAAUUUAUAUUUUUAUUAGAUUCUGGAGCUACCGUCAUUGUGCUAACAGAGUCAUAUUUUACUCUUCAAUUUUCCCAAGCUUGCAAGACAUACACCCCUUGAAAAAAAAACGUAAGUUUUCGUACCGCAAAAACGAAACGGUUCUCGUUUUAUAUUCUGCAGUUAAUCGUAUGUUUGUAAGCAUCUUUUUAUCGGUUUGCAUCUCUUUUAUUUUACAAUUUUGUGUAUCAAUUCAAUGCUUCAGCUUUUUUUUAUUUGUGAGUGAGUUAAUUUUAUACAACUAAUUUCACUACUAGGUAUUUAUUCUUCCACUUUCGUGAGGUCCUAAAUUUUGGGAGUGUUUUUAUCAAAAGUAAUGGAAGUGUGUAACAAGAAGUUACUCAUGCUGCUUCUAAUACAGAAGAUAAUAAAUAAUGUUUAUAAUCCUACCGAUCUCGUGUGAUAUGUCAUUCUACUAAAUUGUCUUAAUAUUUCUUAAAUUAUAUAAUUUAUUGUAAUAAAAUAUUGUUUGUCUCACUUUCACUAUAAUUUUUAACUUGAGGCCAUAGAGAUGGUUUUUCUGCAUGGUGCGUGUCUGUCUUUGUUUUAUUUGGUGUCAGAAUUUUUACUAACUACACUUUUCACAGUAUAUCAACUAUUAUCUUUAUGAUGUCUCUUAGAAUCAUCGAUUCCAUCGUCCACGCUAUAAUUGAGAGACAGAAAUAUAGCUAUAACUACGUUUGUGAUUAUCUUAGGUAUUAAUCUUUCUAAAUUAGAUCCUUAAAGUAAUUUUAAAAUAGCUUGUGUCGGUGAUCGUUAUUUUAUCUGUGAUUGAAUUAGAUUUUAUAAUAAUAACGGAUUUCUUAGGUUGAUCGAAUGGCCGUCGUUUUUAAUAAAGCCUUUGACAAUAACAAUUAACGUUUAAUAUUGUCAUACAUUUAAAGUACGUACUAAUAAGCUUGGUAUAUAGUUUUCAGACGCAUAAUGGUCAUUAGGCAUAAUAUUUCUUUUGACACAAUGAAAUUUUUUAUGCCAAUGAGUAUAAGUAUAUUUUUGUGUGGUUCCUUUUUUUGUUACUUUAGUUAUAUGCCGAAAGAAGCGCCAUUAAAAUCGGUACAGCCGAUUCGAAAAUGUUGAUGCUAUCAAAUAUAUAACCCUAAAAUUUAGAAGACGAUAUAUAUCGCUACUCGAUCAACUUUAUAAAAAUGUUUGCUUUGAAUUUACGUACAUGGUCAUCUCAGGGACCUACAUUGAGACCAUUUUUAUAAAUAUUGUUACUAUCACUAAGUUACUUCACACUAGUAGUUUGUUGGUUUACACGUAGAAUAUCUGAUUCUCAAAAUGACAAUUUUCGCAAAAAGACUAACCACAUGUGUCAAUGAAAUGGCUGUUUAGACAUCUAGACUUUGUGCGAUUGAAAUCAUCUGUAAAGUUAUCUUACUAAGACGUAUUUGUUGUAAAUUAAUAGGUAAACAAAAGUAUUUAUUAAAAUAAUGAAUAAUGGCAUUUAUAUUAUUUAACCUGCAUCACAAGAAAAUAAGUUUCUACUGUGUUGUAAGUAAUGUAAUGUGUUAAGUAUUCCUUAAUAUUUUUGUCAUUUCAAGAAUUAGACAUUCUACGCCAAUAGCUUUGAUUAGCAAGAGUUGUGUAACAAUUGUAAAUUGUAUAAUCACCAAUUGUUAAUACGUCAACAAAAUAAAAUAUUU